This is a messenger RNA of Durusdinium trenchii, 1502 nucleotides long. NCBI's taxonomy places the organism in Eukaryota, Dinophyceae, Suessiales, Symbiodiniaceae. The record is from the annotation of a GenBank genome assembly.
GUGAUCUACUGGGCCCUUUCAGUCUGGCCUACAUCAAGGGCUGGCGGCGAUCCAUUUGUUUUCUCAUUUGCUUGGAGGCAGUGAGGUAUCAGUAUCAGAAGUUCUCGCUACUGGUUCGUGCUUAUGAAGAGUGGCACAACGCAUCACUCAUAAUGCGAGCGUUCUCGAUUGGAGAGAAGGAGGCCCUUGCUGUCUCCAACUUGCAGGAGCGAAUCUCCCCGGAGGUUACCGCCGCGCUGCGAGCUGAAGUGCGGCCGCGUGGAAUGAGACGCUGGCUCUCCCAUGAGAUCCUGGCGAAGAACUUGUUCAACCGGGGCUUCAGCUCUGGUACAGGCUGCUGGGACGUCAAACUAUUCUUGCAACGUCUUACAGGCGACUGGGACAGGCAGCCAGUGGAACUGCGGAAAACGUGGAGUUUGAAAGACGCGCAAUCCUUGCAUGGAGCGUGCGGCUUCUUCUUGCACGUGAUGGGAGAACUGGAGAGUCAGGUUGCAAGGAGUGAUUUUGAUGAUUGCAAGGAUGCCAUCCUCUCGCAAUUUAUGACUGGAUUCAGUGACCCGGAGAUUGAUCACUUGCUGCAAACCACAGUGCCGCCAGUGGAGCUCCGCGACAUUUCUUUCUUGAAGAAUGUUGUUGUGGCAUUCGAAGCGCGGACGCAAAAGGAGGUAGAAGCCAAGGAGGCUGAGGCAGCGGCCCGCGUUGCGGAGGCCACAUUGGAGCACUUGAAGGUGAAGCUGAACAAGGACCUGGAGGUGCUACGUGCGCGCGUUUCAACCCCAGAGCACGAAGCGCACGAAGCGUUGAAGGACCAGGCUUACUUGAGGGACAGGAACGGGCAACAGUGGACCCGCGAUUGGUUGGAAACUCAUUGCAAGCUGAUCCCAGUCGACCAGAGCAUGAAUUCUGCAAUGCCCGAAAUUGGACGUUUCCUUAGCAGGGAUGGGCUGGCCAGCGGUGGGCUGGACAUUUUGACUAACACCUCGGUCACGUACAGCAAGCCAAACUCUGCAGGGAACGACAAACGCAAGCUUGCGCAGCAAGCCCUUUUCCUCACCACAGCCAACACGCAGAGCGAGAAUGUUUGGACCGCUUCCAGCGCAUGGGUUUCCCAGACACUGGGGCCUGUGCCCUUGAUCAAGAUUUCGGACAUGAUCGGCUAUGACAGUAUUGUGAAAUGGGGCGGGCUGUGGUGCAGCGCCUUCUUGUCGACAAGGUUUGUGGCUGGCACAGCGCAGUACCAAGAGCUGAAAGCGUUCAAAGACGAGGUUGUGGCCCUCUAUCCUGAUGCAGCCAGCACUUCAGCUGAGCGGAUUGUUGCUGGAACUGGCGAGGCAGAAACCAACUGUUUGCCGUGGCGUUUGGCAGAUGAUCUUUCGCUGGUCAUCAGCACCGAGCGGAAGCUCUUGAGCUUGGCCGACUUCAUUCACCAGCAAGUGACCAUACAUGGCCUUGCAGACUUUGAGCUUCGUGAUCACAUGCUUUCUGCAAAGCAGCUUCCGCCU